UUCGAAGUUCUAGGUAAACUCGUCGCUAUCGCUAUGAUUUCAAAAUAGGCAUGGCGGCACCCGGUCUGCGAAAGAAAGUUGUUAGCAAAGAUGAUUUGAAGCGUUUGAUGCGAGAGCGGAAAGAGGCAUUAACUCAGUCGUCGAAGAAAAUCACGUCACCAUAUGCAAAAUACAACAGCAUAGGACAGUUGAUGUGUACAGUGUGUGCACUACACAUCAAAGGCGAAGCACUCUGGGCUCCUCAUAUCCUAGGGAAGGCGCACAAACAGAACCUACAAGACCUGCAAGAUACUUUAAAGGCUCGUCAAACCCAAGGAGAGAGUAGCACCACUAAACGCGGGAACGACCGGUUUGAGGCUCACAAAGAUGGCCCACAUACAGGAGAGAAUUCCAGUGUUUAUGUUAACAGGGAAAGUCCUCCCCACAAGAGAGCCAAGGAGUCCUCUCUUAUUUCUGGCAAUUCCUCCGACGAUGGCAUGGAUGUGGGAGACUCAAGCAGUGUACCCAAACAAAGUGCCGCAGAAAAAUCUGGAUCAGUGCUCCCAAGCGAUUUCUUUGAGGUGCCUAUGGCUCCACCUAAACAAGUUCUCCCCAACUCAACUUCAGUACCGAAAUCCCAAUGUCCUGAAAAGAAAAGAAAGGCAGCGGAGGCCUUACCUGAAGGCUUCUUCGAUGAUCCAGUGCUAGAUGCCAAGGCAAGAAAUGUGGAGUACAAGGACCCUAUCGAAGAAGAAUGGGAAAAGUUUCAGAAAGAAAUUGCUGAAGAAACAAAUGUGUCAGAGGCUAUCAUGGCUGAAGAUGUUGAGGAGAGCAAAGUGGAGCGUGACAUUGAAGAGAUAGAUGAGCAAAUCCACAACUGGCAGAGGGUAGAGCAGCUGCAGCAGAGGAAGGAGGAGCUCAUGAAAAAUGAAGCCAACGCAAUGGAGCAGAAUGAUAACAGCGACAGUGACAUUGAUGAACAGCAGUUUGACGAGUACCUCAGUUGGCGGGCCAAAGGUGUUUGGAAACAAUGACACAGACCGUUUCAUCGACCAACGACUGAAUCCUCAUCCACUUGCUGUGCUUCCUGACAGAGCUCAGUGGACACACUGAGCUCUGCCAGUUUCCUAAAGCCAUUCAAUAAGCCAGACCGUGUGAUCGAACCUUCAAACCUUUGCAUGGAAGAUCUAGAAAAGUUGUGCGACUUCGGAACUGAAGCAGAUCAAGAAGGUUGCAAGCACAUUAUCAUCUCAUCUCUCUCAAUGAAAUGGCAGUGACAUGGGCUCGUAGAUUUUGAAGUAUUUUAACCAGUGGCGUUCCUCAGUCCAUAUGAAAUAUAUUGGUGAAGGAAGGGAACAGGGUGUGUAGUGACCGGGGAAAUUGGGAAUUGUCAGGGAAAUUUUAAUUACCGGGAAAGAUCAAGGAAUUGUCAGGGAUAUUGCCAAAAAGCGAGUCCGGUGGGAAAAUAAGCCGGAAAGGCCUUUGAGUGCCCUGAGCAAAGACUUGAGAACUUGGGGGCAAAAAAAUAGGCACUAAAUCCUGUUUAGAGCAGAGCGCAGGCUCUAUUCACCUGAUGUAGAGUGUGCUACCCGAUGCAAAGGGGACAGCCGACAAAUCCAGUCCAAGCUUUGGUUUAGACUGGAUUGAGGGCGCGACACUAGGCUAGGUCCAGUUAGAGCUACUAGAUUUUGUAACAAAUAGGAAAGCUGCAGACCCCAAUCCAAUCAAAGUAUCCGGAAGUAUCUGGCGGCCAAAGUAUCUGGCGGCCAUGCUGCCAUUCACAAUGUUACUCGAUCAUCUCAGUCGGCAGACUCCCACGGAGAGCGUGAUCCUGUAUAACGGUACAAGACAUGCGCUGACACACGUCAGUUUGCGCUGAUAACCUCUAAAUUCGGAAAUGCUGCUUGAAGCGUCAUCCUUCUCGCCUGCUGCGGCCGUGUCUUGAACUGCUGUUCCAAGACGCGCCGCAGCGAGCAAGAAGGUUGGCGCUUCAAACGGCGUUAGCCUGGCUGAGGGGUACGAAAAGGGAUCACACUCUUCGUGAGAGUUUGCCAACUGAGUUGAUCGAGUAACGUUGGCCAUUCGGUGUGGUCGAGCAGUUGGGCGUCGUGUUUUCAUUGUGUUUCCGGAAGUGGCCUCUUCACUGACGAUGUCGGCGGCAAGAAAGUACUCGUUUAAUCCGAACUGGACGAACCCCAAUAUUUCGAAAUACGCAAGUUGAAUUGAGCCCAUGCAAAAUUAUCCUCACAGUGCUCAAUGCUUAAUGCCUCGUAUUGUAAUGGUCUUAUAUAUCUAAACACCCCUACAGUGGUCAAGGAAUUUCGCCUUAAAUUGUCAAGAAAAACUUAGAAAAAUCUGGGAAUUUCCAAACAAUAAUUUGCUCAACACCCUGAUAAAUGUUUGCAGCAAAAGAUAUUAGGAGAUACCAGUAAUAUUUUUAUUAUUUAUUUUAAGAGAACCAUCCAAUAAGAAACCAUCAUUAUAUUGAGAUCUAUUUUUGUUGGUCCCGACCUGUUCCAUUUCUUUGUAGGUUGCUGAAGUACAGCCACAGAGGAAUCAUUGUUCAUAUUUUUCAUCAUCGGGAAUCAUCACAAAUAAGGUUAUCACAUGUUCCUCACCCUUGGGCUGUUGUUGAUUUGACAGCUGGCACCUAUUUGUACAUUACAGUGGUACAAUAAAAAAAAUAAGACGUUUACAA
Molecule: messenger RNA, 2677 nt
Organism: Ixodes scapularis (black-legged tick)
Lineage: Eukaryota; Metazoa; Arthropoda; Arachnida; Ixodida; Ixodidae
Product: zinc finger protein 830
Exons: 9
Coding region: 51-1013 (320 amino acids)
Biological process (GO): mitotic DNA damage checkpoint signaling; mitotic DNA replication checkpoint signaling; nuclear DNA replication
Cellular component (GO): spliceosomal complex; nucleus
Molecular function (GO): nucleic acid binding; zinc ion binding
Source: RefSeq, a predicted model, not a curated record